Messenger RNA from Cicer arietinum (chickpea), 1288 nucleotides. The record is from RefSeq and is a predicted model, not a curated record. Lineage: Eukaryota; Viridiplantae; Streptophyta; Magnoliopsida; Fabales; Fabaceae.
AAGACGUGCCUUGAAAGUUGUUUCCAAUGGCAAAAAGCAAGACAAAUUUAUUGAUAUUAGAUAUCAUUUACCUGCUCAAAUAGAUCAUUGGAUUAAUAUAUCUGGAUUACGUCCUCUGAGAAGAUGUAGUUUGCAUAUGAUUGAUGGUAAUAUGAUAUCUGCUUUUGCUGAGAGAUGGCACGCAGAGACUAGUUCAUUUCACCUGCCAUUCGGUGAAAUGACUAUUACUCUUGACGACGUCAGGGGUCUUUUGAGCAUCCCGUGUACUGGAGAGUUUUUCACACCUCCCGCAAAUGUCAAUGAAGAUUUGGCAAUUGCUGCUGCUGUUGAGUUGUUGGGGGUUACAUAUGAUGAAGCUGUCACUGAGACUAGGACCAAUAGAGGGGCUUCGUAUAGUUUUGAGUGGUUGAAAGAGGUAUUUUAUAAGAAACUUCAUGAACGAAGAUAUGACUGUGCAGCUAGGGCAUAUCUACUUCAUUUGGUAGGAUGUACCAUUCUUGCGGAUAAAAGUUUUACACUUGUAUCUGCAAAAUAUCUCUUUCUGUUUCAAGAUCUGGAUAGUUGUGGUAAAUGGGCAUGGGGACCGGCUGCACUUGUUGUGCUAUAUGACUAUCUUAGAGACAGUACAUUGCCUGCAACCAAACAGAUUGGAGGAUAUUUGUCUUUAUUUCAGACUUGGAUUUAUGAACAUUUCCCUGAUAUUUGUAAACGGGAUAUGGAUGAGCAUAUUUCCUCGAUGCCACGGAUGUUUCGUUGGACGGCAAAACAAACAUCUGGGAAUGUGGCAUAUUACAGGGCAAAGUUGGAUGCUUUGAGGGAUACGGAUAUUAUCUGGGCACCAGAUUACGAUCAGAACGCUGUGACACGAUUUCAGUCUGUGUCAUUAUUUACAGGAUACAUUCGUUGGUGUUUCACGAUGGUUCCGUAUUUACCUGAGAGGUGCAUACGACAGUUUGGGUAUACUCAACACAUUCCUCCUACACCACCGAUGCUUGUUGCACGUGAUGUCGACGUUGAAUGGAGUAUGUACCGGAAUUCUGUACGAUCACUUCGAGCUAGAUUGCAUCCAGCUGCAUAUCCACAUGAGUAUGUUGAGGGAUACAUCCAGUGGUAUUAUAUGAUAUCUCAUCCUCGGAUGAUCCCUUAUGUUGCUGCAUAUGCUGGUCCUAGUUAUGAUGCUGGUCCUAGUCAUGAUGCUGGUCCCGAUACUAGUUGUACACGGUGUCACGCAGUUGGUGGUCUUAUACAGUAGAGUUUAGAUUUGCAUAUGGGUGGUCUUGAAGAUCAA